AUGCCUUUAAAUCAAAUAAUGAAACGGUAUUGGUGGUGCCGAAUGUUUCUUCUGCCGCUUUACGGCUGCCUGUAUGAAAGGGAUCAUCCUGUUUUUUUGAGGGUCAAUGGUAUCCUCCCAAAUGUCCUGCAUCUUCACUCCGGGAUAAUCCUUAACUGUUUGUAUUAUCUGAAGAUCUCUGUAAAGCUAUCAUCCCAUUUGAGCCUUUGGUGCCGUAAUCCCUUCACUGCUAAUAGUGUUCGUCCAUUGCAGAACAUUUUUCCAUACGGCGGUAUAGGCUGCGCCAGUAUUUAUUUGCUGACAUGGGAAAAAAUUCUUUUUUUUUGA
Messenger RNA from Trypanosoma theileri, 327 nucleotides. RefSeq lists its product as uncharacterized. Bases 1 to 327 code for a protein of 108 amino acids. NCBI's taxonomy places the organism in Eukaryota, Euglenozoa, Kinetoplastea, Trypanosomatida, Trypanosomatidae. The record is from RefSeq and is a predicted model, not a curated record. The transcript has a single exon.